This is a messenger RNA of Vairimorpha ceranae, 1248 nucleotides long. RefSeq lists its product as hypothetical. The record is from RefSeq and is a predicted model, not a curated record. NCBI's taxonomy places the organism in Eukaryota, Fungi, Microsporidia, Nosematidae. The transcript has a single exon. Bases 1 to 1248 code for a protein of 415 amino acids.
AUGUUAGGGUUGUUUUUCAUAAAAGUUUGUUUGGCUGCAUUUAAAAAAAUGGCUCCAGUUCAUGAUAAUUGUACCCAAUUGCAGUAUUCGUGCACUGCCAGAUAUAUCUACACUGAUGAAAAACCGGUUCGUUUUAUAUUUUACAAGGUCAUAAAUGAUGAUGUAAAAAAAGAAAUUUUAAAGCAACCUUUAAAAUCUACAAUUACUAAAGAGGGUGGGGCAAUAGAGUAUAGUAUUGAACUAGAAACUUUUAGUAAGCGAAAGACUCGAUUUUAUGAUUUAGACUGUAUUGGUAGUGAGUCUAGUAUUUAUCCUUUAAUUUCUGAAAAAAUCACGAUUUCUGUUGAUAGUAGGUGGAUGAAAGAAUUAAUAGAUCGCGGAGAAAUAAUAAAAAUGAAUCUAGGAAUGGAUAAAGAUUUUAAUUAUUUUAGAGUACCGAUAGCUCUGCGUUCAUAUCUUAGCUUUGUUUCUUCGUAUGAAGCAACCUUCGAGAAUGGCGCGCCUGGAUAUACUAUUUUUUUUGAAGAUUUAAUAGAAAAGCAUAUUAUUAAGCUUUCUGAUGAGGAUAAAAAGAAAUGCAUUAAAGAGUUAAAUAAUUUACUUACACUUUCCUCCGAGAAACUAGCUGAUACAUACAAGGGUAAACUAUUUUUACUGUUAGAAGAAAAUCUUUCUCUUCUAAAACCUGUGAUUCGUUGUUUUAAAGAUUUGAUUGAAGUUGAAAAAAACCCAAAGGAGUUUUUAGAAGAAACUAUUUUUGAAAUGGAAAAUAUUUUGAGUUCUAUAAAUUUAGGUAAAUUUAUGCCUAUUUUAGAGAAAGAAGUAGGUUCACUUUAUCCUUCAGGAACAGUAACAGAUUUAAAAUCUAUAGCAAUAAGUCAUGGUGUUAUUACAGAUAUCCUCAAUAUUUGUAGAUAUGCUGUCGACAAUCGUGUUAAGUUUGAUGUAUACGAGGUUUUUGAUCAUUAUGAAAAAUUAAAAUUUAGUUGUUGCUUAGAUAUUAGAAUUAGGAUGAGAAAUUAUGAUCCUGAAAAAUUUGAAAGCGCUAAUGUAAGAACCAACUCAAAUAUGCGUUUAUUUUACGAAUGUGAAGAGUUAAGAGAUGGUUUUAUCAUUAAAGUGUUAUUUAAUCCUGGUCUAGGUCAACGUCCUAUUUCUGCUAUCUGUGUAGACGUAAUGUAUUCUUCUAUGCCGUUUACUACAGAUUUUAUUAAUCUCCAUAGUGCAAUUAACGGUGAACUUUGUUAG